AUGAGCAAUCUCUCUUUGCCAUCGGACACCGACAGCGAGGGGAAAUCACCUAGAUGGCGCCAUUGGUGGGACAGCGACGAUUCCCCGCCGCCGGACAGCGAGGAGGAAUGGGAGGCCGACGAGCAGGACGAGGAAGAGGCUGAGGAGCAGGAUGAGGAAGAGGCUCAGGAGGAGGAGGAGGAGGAAGAGUCUGAGGACGCGGCGGCCCGGGCGAAGGCGGAGGCGGAUGCGGAAGCAAAGCCGAAGGCGAAGGUGCAGCCGGCGAGCACCUUCGACGAGGAGGAGGACACAAGUUCUUCCGACGCGUCGAAGGACACCGGCUCUUCGGAGGAGGUGACGAGCCGGAAGCGCCACCAUGAGGACGAUGAGGCGGGGCCAUCAAGGAAGAAGAAGUAG
Messenger RNA from Lolium perenne, 396 nucleotides. Lineage: Eukaryota; Viridiplantae; Streptophyta; Magnoliopsida; Poales; Poaceae. The record is from RefSeq and is a predicted model, not a curated record.